CAUGACAAUAGCGCGAGGUAUAUGACCACCGGAAACAGUCCGCAUUGAGAGCCGGCAACGUAGAUAAGUACAUUGUAAGCACACUCGACAUUACCACAGGGCAAAAUGGUCGACGCUGCUCGAACUCCGCUUUAUUUGUUCCUUGUUUUUUAUAUGAUGAAUGUGGUUACGGUUCAUACUGAAGAAGAUAAAAGUGAAGAUACAAGCAUUGAUUCCCAUGUCAAUUGCACCGACUAUCAAGACAUCGUCAAGGCAUUCAACAUGUCUAAUAUACUUUGGAUUCUUGGCUUCAACUUUCAUAGCAAUCAUAGCGCAACAAGAUCAUGUAUUUUCUUGAACGUAUCGAACCUCAGUCCUGCGGAAAUGAAUUACUCGAGUAACUUUAUAAAGAAUGGCUCAAGAGGCUCGUUCCAAUACCAUGGAACUUUCUAUUCGACCCCGUAUACAAUUGGUGAUGGAGAGAAGAGACGUGAAACACCAAACAGCGUCACAGUUCGCACAAAUCAAAGUGUUCCUGAUGCCCUCCCGGAAAUGAAUUAUACACUAAUAUAUUCAGAUUACGAAGUUUGCAUGCUUCUUCGAUUAACAAGCCUAGGCAGAGGGUAUGGGUGUAUGGUUCUCCUUACAACUGCAAAUGUAACCAAUGGAAUGCCGCCUCAUUGCGAGAAGGUCUACAAUAACUCAUGCGGAAGAUAUCACCAGUUCCAUCAAAUUUUCAACAAUACCUGCGACCUAAAUGUGACUGGAGCAAGUAGUCGCGCUCCUGAAGAAUGAAUAAAUGAAUAAAUUUCAGGGCUGCUUCA
Dermacentor silvarum is the source of this 803-nucleotide messenger RNA. RefSeq lists its product as uncharacterized. Bases 106 to 774 code for a protein of 222 amino acids. Lineage: Eukaryota; Metazoa; Arthropoda; Arachnida; Ixodida; Ixodidae. Gene Ontology annotation, biological process: symbiont-mediated perturbation of host defenses. Gene Ontology annotation, molecular function: amine binding. The record is from RefSeq and is a predicted model, not a curated record. The transcript has 5 exons.